GCUGAGGUCAGGCAUGCCGCGCCACGCCAUGGCAUGCCUUGUCACGGCCUGCCGCGGGCUGGAUCUGCAUACCCGCGUCUUGGUGGAGGUGGAACGCAACGUAGGGGCCGGGGGUGACCAGGCAUCCGCGAAGAGAGAUCCAUAUUCUUUAGUCCUGGGCCUCACAAGUAGGUACGGAUACUUGGUACGCGAUAGAUGUUGGCGAUGUGCAAAGAUGCUACUCUGCACCGGUGUGCCGUACGGACUCGUUGGGAGUGAAGGGAUUCGGCAGUGACCAUGUGCUGGACAGAAAGGUCGAGGAUAGGACGAAAGACGCUUGCUCCGCCUCGUCAGUAUCCUGUUUGGUCAUUGUCAUUGGAAAGCUUUGCGUUGCGUUGCCGUGUAAAUGGCUAUGCAGACUCAGAGAGAGUGGUGUGUCCCGUCUCCGAGCCACACGGGGAGGAACGCAGCCGUUGUCUGCAAUCAAACAGAUGGUAGGAAACGCGGCAUGGAGAGUCUAAUCAGCAGGGUUGGGGCAUGCCCAUUUUGGAUCUAGGCUGAGCCAAGCCGAGCGAGACGAGGUGUGCUGGUGCCAGUGGUGCACGGUGUGGUCCCAAACAGUUCGACAGACAUCUCUGGCAACGAUUGCUUGGUAACAGUGGAGUAGUUUGUCGCUUGCCGCAAUGGUGCGGACGUUGAAGCUCGGCUUGCGUUUGCGUUGUCGGGCGACUGUAUCCGUCCAGACAUUGGCGAUCUUGUUGGAGACGAAGAAUUGGAACGGAGAGGAGGACAACCAGCA
Messenger RNA from Colletotrichum acutatum, 778 nucleotides. RefSeq lists its product as uncharacterized. The coding region runs from base 14 to 274 and encodes 86 amino acids. The record is from RefSeq and is a predicted model, not a curated record. The transcript has a single exon. Lineage: Eukaryota; Fungi; Ascomycota; Sordariomycetes; Glomerellales; Glomerellaceae.